AUGAACCCGGACGGGUCCAAGUUCGGCGCGGUGAAGGACGUCAUCCGCGAGCGCGCGGUCGUGGACGAGAAGUGCCCCAAGUGCGACAACAAGGGGCUCAACUUUUACACGAUGCAGCUGCGAAGCGUGGACGAGGGGCAGACCGUGUUCUACGAGUGUCCGAAGUGCGCGCACACGUUCUCGCAGAACAACUGA
This is a messenger RNA of Micromonas pusilla CCMP1545, 195 nucleotides long. RefSeq lists its product as uncharacterized. Gene Ontology annotation, biological process: termination of RNA polymerase I transcription; DNA-templated transcription. The coding region runs from base 1 to 195 and encodes 64 amino acids. Gene Ontology annotation, cellular component: RNA polymerase I complex. The record is from RefSeq and is a predicted model, not a curated record. NCBI's taxonomy places the organism in Eukaryota, Viridiplantae, Chlorophyta, Mamiellophyceae, Mamiellales, Mamiellaceae. Gene Ontology annotation, molecular function: nucleic acid binding; zinc ion binding. The transcript has a single exon.